UUUUUUUAUUUUUUAUAAUUUUUUGUCAAGAAUUAUAAUGUCAAAAGAAGAUUCUUCAGUUCAAAAUGAUGAGAAACCAUUUCGUGCAAAUAAUCUCAGCCUUGUUGUUGGCGAUUCGGAGUCGAGCUCUUCUGAAGAAACGCAGGAUAUGCGGUCCAGGUUCGUUUUAUGAGGGAUUAUUUUUUAUUUAACAAUUAGGAUGCAAAGUUUUGCGAUUAACAUGGGUGAUGAAGGAAUGCCGGAUUCAACAAUUUUUGUAGAAGAUUGUGAAGUUAUUGCACCCUCUACAUCUUUACUUACCGAUCAAAAUGAUCUACAGCGUCAAACUGAAUUUAUAAAUGUUGACAACUUUGUGAGAGAUAUUUUUGCAAAUGAUACCAAAUUUUUACAAUCAGCGGCAACAGAAUCGAAUGAAGCAAAUAUUAUUGAUGAAAUCUUCACAGAAAAACCGCCUAAAAUCCUUAAAGAUUAUCUUUUUGGCAAUGUAAUUGGAGAAGGCUCUUAUAGCAAAGUUAAAGAAGUUCUGCAUGUUAAUUCGUUGAUUAGGAGAGCUAUUAAAAUAAUUAAAGAUAAAAGGCUUAGAAAAAUUCCUGGAGGUGAACAAAACGUUCAAAGGGAGAUUGAUGUUCUUCGACGGCUUAAUCACUCGAAUGUAGUUAAAGUUGUUGAUAUAUUUCGAAUAGAAGAAAAACAAAAACUUUAUAUUGUUAUGGAGUAUUGUGUCUGUAGUUUACAACAAUUAUUGGAUAAUUGCGCUGAAAAAAUGCUCCCAGAAUUUCAAGCACAUUUAUACUUUACUCAACUUCUUGACGGGUUAGACUUUCUACAUGGGAAGCGAAUUAUUCACAAAGAUAUAAAGCCAGGAAAUUUGUUGCUAAGUUUAGAUGGUGUACUGAAAAUUUGUGAUCUAGGUGUUGCUGAAUUGUUACCACCUAGCUCCGUUGGAAGCGCUGAUGAUUGGUGUACAUUGAUUCAAGGAACUCCAAAGUUUCAACCGCCAGAAAUUGUUUCUGGUGCACAAGGAAAAUUCAGAGGGUCUUUAGUGGAUAUUUGGGCUUGUGGAGUGACGCUUUAUAAUAUGGUCAGUGGAGAAUAUCCAUUUGAAGGUGAUGUUAUUAUGAAAUUGUUUGAAAACAUUAUCAACCAUCCAUUGCAUAUGCCUUCAAAUGUACAAUUAUCGGCUGAUUUGGAACAAUUGCUUCAUGGAAUGUUACGAAAAGAGCCAGAAAUGCGUUGGAAUUCUUUGCGGAUAAGAGCCAGUAAAUGGUUUUUGCAUAGUCACAAAAUUGAUGAUACGCGGAUUGUUCAUGUCCCAGCAGUAAAGGAUGUGCCGGCUCAUCGUCCCCUUGGAGUUUUCCCUUAUUUGGAACAACUUUAUUCUAAUUCAGAUUAUUAUGAAGAAACAAGCGAAUUAAAAGAUGAUUUAGAUUUAAAUGGACAUAUUGAGCAGAAUUGUGAAGGAAUUGGACAAUGUACAAUACAAAGCAUCUUCCCUAUAAAUUCAGAUUUGCCCGUCGCGGAUUUAUCGCUUAAACAAAAUGAGAUCUCUCCUUUAUCGAACACUAAAUUAGAUUCGCCGAACAUUCAAUGGAGGGUGGCAAGUGACCAACAAUUCAAAAAGAAUGGGAAUGAAGAGCGUGAACCAUUUAUAAAUUCCGCAAUUAUGUCAAAUGAAGAAAAGGAAAAGAAGAAAAAUGUAAAAAUUCAAUUUUACGACGAUAAUGAGGGUGUGGGUUGUAGUAACAAUGUCGUUAAUCAAUGUAACAAUGAAAAUGCUGAUUGGGAUAAACAUCGAAAAAUUGUAAUUACUAAUAAAGACAAUGGUCAAAAUCGAAGAGAAGGUGGGGAAAAUGAAGCAAUAAUCAAUGAAAAUGAAAGAGAUGAUGAACAAAAUUUUGCAGAAGCUAGGAGACGGCAGCAACGAGUUAAUAUUGCACGACUUCGGCAAGUACUAUUUAUUGCACUUUGCGUAUUGAUAGUUUUUUCUGUUAUUGUUUUACUUAUAUUAAUGCUCUGA
Meloidogyne enterolobii is the source of this 2017-nucleotide messenger RNA. NCBI's taxonomy places the organism in Eukaryota, Metazoa, Nematoda, Chromadorea, Rhabditida, Meloidogynidae. The record is from the annotation of a GenBank genome assembly.